This is a messenger RNA of Helicoverpa zea (corn earworm), 4469 nucleotides long. RefSeq lists its product as uncharacterized. Gene Ontology annotation, biological process: regulation of sodium ion transport. NCBI's taxonomy places the organism in Eukaryota, Metazoa, Arthropoda, Insecta, Lepidoptera, Noctuidae. The transcript is spliced from 3 exons. The record is from RefSeq and is a predicted model, not a curated record. Gene Ontology annotation, molecular function: sodium channel regulator activity. The coding region runs from base 275 to 1579 and encodes 434 amino acids.
UAUCUUCCCAUUCAGUAUAUAACAUCCGUUCUAAAUUUAGACUCCAAUCAACAUCAGUGCUCUCAAUAUAAAUUGCACAGGAGUUCGCCUCAUUCAAACCAUUGCGUGAACAUAUUUUAUAAUUAUACCUUCCGAACGUUGACAUGUUUAUAAAAAAAGUCCCUACCACCGAAGUUGUCCGCACUGCAGCGUCAAAUCGAUCGCACCACCACGCAUGCGCAAAUAAGCAACAUUUACGUCAGUGGUCAUAGAACGCGGGUGGGAAGUCGACGACAUGCCGAAACCGACACCCGUCGAAGAUCUCGUGGUUCCUCCACAGGAUACAAAAAUAUGUGGAACAAUAUGCAUCUGUCAGAUGACAGCAGUGCUCAGUGCAGUGUCCUUAGUAUACCUAACUGUGGCCAUCUACAUGCCUUACACUCGAGCCAUCGCGUCCGGAAUCGAUCCUACCCCGAUUAUGUGCACAACAACACGGGCGAUUAACAAAGACAACUGUGACUGGGGAUCCUGUGGUGAGUGGUGCCUCAGCAAGACCUCAGGCGCCUGCAUCCAGAUCUACGUCAACGUCAGGAAGAAUGGAACGUCUUUACUUUUGUCUGAAUGUGGAAGUGCUGCGAACAAAACCUGCUUUGGUAUCGAUCAGGAAAACGCUAAGAAGUACCACUGCAUCAGAGAUGAAUGUAAAAACUUGACUGGUACAUUCAACUGUACUGAAGGGAAAUGUAUCAACAUAACAGACGCCUUCGAGUGCGCCUUCAGAGAAACGGAUCCACCAUUAAAAUGUUCUGGUAGAAGAGGGAAAAUUACUUGUAUAGACGUACAUGGACUUUUCUCGUGUAACAGAGGCACUUGUCGAAGGAUAAGAACACCGUACAAUUGUGACCGCCGAUGCGUCGACAUUCCUACCCGUAACAAGAACGUGAUAGUUUUAAGUGGGGACAGAGUGUUUUUAGCAAGAUGUGCGAAAUUAGUUCAGGAAGAUAAAGGUGAAAUAGUUUGGACUGAUUCUGGUGAAGAAGUUCUUAUGUUAUCAUGUCAUGCGGUUCACAAUGGAACUCAGGGAGUAGUUGCUAUUGAUUGUAUUAAUGCUGCCUUACUGCCUCGCACUGAUAUCGCUGAUUUGACUAACUUUACAUACUUACAGUACCUAUAUCAAUCCAGAGCAACACCAAAUCGAGUAAUCGCUCCAUCGGAAGUGGAACUGACUCUAGCUAAUGACAGCCGCUUGAUGAUAAACCUGGAAGGAUGUGUCAAUACUCUGGCUGAUGAAUGUAAAGAAUUCUUGAAAGAUUAUGGUCGUGAUGGGACUGACCACAACGCUAAAGCAAGAUUCCCUUGCUUUUAUAUGGAGAAUAGCCCUGACACAGUUGUAGCCCGAUUUGAUCUAGAAACUACUUACCGCCAGUUCUUAGUAGCUUUGGUGCUUCCGACAGUGCUGGUUGUGGUGUCUUGUAUAACUCUGAUGUUGUGUCAACGGACCAUUGAAGUUGGUGAUGACGCGAAGAUGAGAUUUAAGGGUUGCGCUGGUGGUCAGGCUGAUAUGCAAUUGCAUCCAAACGAUCCUGUUUCUCCACUCUGAGAUCAGUCACGCGUUCCCCUCCUUUGUGAGGGUCCGGCUAGUUCACUAAGAGACGAUUAACCUGCUUGCAAUGCUUUCAACUGGCUGACACUCCCUCCAGAUGUCUACUAUGAGCAGAUCCAGGGCGAGCCUAUCACCAGCAGCCUCAGAAAGGUCGACGUUACCUAUGGGAGCGUCUGCCGAACCAGGUAGCCCGGACUUCAAGUCUUUGGAACAACCAACGAGGGAGCAGCUUCUAACCCACUUUUUUGAAAGAUUCAAGUUCUACACAUCGCUCUGUCUUGGAACGUCAGCCAUACUCGCAGUCUUCGCUUUCCUCUUCUUGAUACCCUUCGUCGUCGAGCCUGCUAUACAGACAAUAUUAGCAGAGUUCGUACCAGAAGCUGGUAUCUGCUCCGUAUCUGAACACGUUCACGCUGAAACUUUGACUAAUUGCACCUGGGCGUCGUGCAGAGAAGGAUGCACGACCGCCCACACUAAAUGUCAUAAGAUACGUGUUAAUUUAUCUAGAAGACCGUUUGUAGAGAAUGCACCAGUGCCGACUGAAUGGGACGAGACUGAUUUGAAGUUUCUGAUAAAUCCUGAAGGUUGUGGGUAUCCGCCGAGGGUGAAUUGUUCAGUUUUUGCGACUGAUUACGCGGGUCCGAGGGCGCCGAAGAUAUUUCCGUGCUACUAUAGUUUGACGAGGUCGGACCUGGUGGUGGCGAGGUACUCGUGGGAGUCGACGGUGAGGGGGCUGAUCCUGGCCCUGGUGCUACCCACGACGGUGUUCGUGUUCAGCCUGAGUGUGCUCGCGUAUUGGCACUGUCGUUGCUGCGACAGGGCGUGUAACAGACGGGUGCACGCCGAAUCCUUCGCGAGUAAAGAAGACAGCAAACUGUUAUGCGAGUUGGACGACGAUCCGAGCGAUGAUGUGUUCUGACGCCGAGCUUCAGCCGCCCGCCGCCGUGCCUCCCCCCGCAACCCCGCAGGCUACACACAGCUGUAGAACUACGAGGUUCUGCGUAGUCACUACAUUGUUCUCACGUAAAUACUGCAUUUUAAGCAGCUGCUACGUAAUCCUUACAAGGUUCUGCGUAGUCACUUCGUAGUUGCUACGUAGUUCUUGCAUGGUUCUGCGUAGUAGCUGCGUAGUUGCUACGUACUCCUUGCAUGGUUCUACGUAGACAUUACGUAGUUCUUGCGUGGGGCUUCGUAGUCUUCUCGUAGUAUUUACGUGAUUAUCCUCUAAUGUCUACGUCAUAUUUCCGUAGCCUUCAAAUUUUAUCAAGAUCUAUCUACUAAACUCGAGUAUCUGACACUAAAAUAACUUAUUCUAUUUACUAUCGGUUGAAACGUUUACCUGAUAUUGGAAGGUUGUGAGUAAACUAUAAUUAUGCUCAUUAUAGGUUCAUCUGUAGUUUACCUUCUUGUAUUAAUAAAAUUGGUUUUAGAGUAGGAUUAUACAAUUCGUCAGUUGAUGUAAAUCCAACGUUUCACAGUUCUGAUGACAAAAUCCAUUUGGCCUUUGAUCUUUUUAAAGAGCAAACUAUUUAAAAUAGAAGUAAAAUAAAAGUUUUGACCUUUCAACCGAUAGUGUUUCCAGUAUUCUUAUCUUAUAACAUUUCAAUAGAGCAUUUGCGAAAAUAGGAAAGUGCAAUUACCUUACAAGGCUGCAAAUAUAGGGGAGGGGUUAAUAUCAGACCAGUAUUACUAAAUAACGACUUUUGGCGGGCAAAAGGCUUACGCUUUAAAGCAUUUAAGAAUAUCUAUGAAAAAAUAAUAAUAAUAUAAUGUAACAACGUCUCUUUAUUCUAAAACUGAGCUAUGCCGGAUAAUAAUUAAGUCCUUUUUUAUAUUUUUUGCUUCCGGAAACGCGUGAUUAUUAUUUUAUUUUUUACUUAUAAUAAUUAUUAAAAUUAAACAUAGAUAGAAAAAAAUAUCAUUCAAAUAUCAUGUUCAAAAUUGUGUACCUUAAUAAAAUAAUGAUGUCAUAAAUAUUUUCGUCGGCAUUUUGAAAAAAAUAUUAACAAUAAAUAAAGAAAAGAUAAUAAGCAUAAAUUCAUUUUUGAAAUAAUAACGUAGAAAACACUUUCAAGAAUUUAUCACACGCCUAAAGUAGAAAAAUAUAAUAAUUAUUGUACAUACAAUAAUAAUUUAUUGUGAAUGAUUCAAUUAUUUGUAUUUUAUUUAAGUAAUAAUUAUGUUUUUGUCAUAAAAUGUAAUUUAAUUUUUAGAGUUCACUGUAAAGAAAUUAUUAGAAGCUUAUAAGUGUGACAUUAUUUUAAUUGCAUCUUUGAAGUGGUAGGUUUAUAAGUAAAAUAAAUGGAUAUAGCACAACUGUUAUAAAAAUAAAGUUUCUCUUGUAUUUUGUACUUAAAAUAAUUAUGUUUACAGAAAUAUCUAAUUAUUUUAAAAACUAUUGUUAAGCUAAUUUUAAAAUACUCUUGUAUGUGGACAUUGUUUAACCAUUUAGCUUAUUAUUCUCUCAUUAGCCAGAAUUAAUUAAGAUUAAGUUAAAUAAAAUAAAAAUUGUUGUAAAUAAUCUGCCACGUUUUGUGAUAUUACAUUUAAAAUUAUAUUGUUCAAAGCUUUAAAUUUAAAUCAAUCUCUUGUGUGUAGUAAAUGUGUUAAAAAUACCUUAAUAUUUAUUUAUAACUAUCGUUCUAAAUAUAAAUUAUUUAUCCUUACUGUUUUGUUUUCCAAAAAAUAUUUUUUAUUGAAUUAUAAUCAUUAAAAUUGUAUUUGUAAAGUAUAAUCGAAAUGUUAUUCAAUGUGAAUUAUAUGUAAAUAAUUAUAAUUAUAAAUGUUUUGUUGGAGUCUAAUGAUUAGAUUUUAGGUAAUAACGCAAGUGAUGCAUCAAACUGCAACAAAACACAAAGUGUAAUGACAAAUAAAGCUUGUUUUGUAA